GCCCUUUCGGCCAUUUUGAGAACCCCGUCCUCGAAGCGUUGUUGUGAAUCCAAUAUGGCGAUAUUUGAUGUUGUGCUAUUUUAAAGAAGUGCACAUGUUUUCAUACAAAUGGGAGUUAAAUAGAAGAAUACAACGGUGCAAUAAAGAAGCGCCUAAUAAUUGAGUCACUAUUUGAAUACAUAGUGGAAAGAGCGUUGACUAUAAUGACGGACACGAGAAGAAGAGUAAAGCUGUACGCUUUGAACGCUGACCGGCAAUGGGACGACAGGGGCACAGGACACGUCUCCUCGUGUUACGUAGACAGACUCAAGGGCACGUCACUGCUUGUGAGGGCAGAGUCUGAUGGAUCUCUUCUUUUAGAAAGCAAAAUUCAACCAGACACAGCUUACCAGAAGCAACAAGACACACUAAUAGUAUGGUCAGAAGGUGACAAUUUCGAUUUAGCAUUAAGUUUUCAAGAAAAAGCUGGAUGUGAUGAAAUAUGGGAGAAGAUCUGCCAGGUGCAAGGAAAAGAUCCAUCAGUUGAAAUCACACAAGACAUUGUAGAAGAAUCAGAAGAUGAGCGUUUUGAUGAGAUGUCAGACAGCGUCCAACCUGUGGAACUUCCACCGUGUGAAAUGGGAAGAUUGGAAGAAAUAAGCGAGUUGGUCAACAGCUGCUUGGUCUCACCAGCUCGUAAAGACAAAUUGGCUGCUGCGCUAGAAACCCAGCACUAUAUAAAGAAAUUACUCAAUCUUUUCCAUAUGUGUGAAGACAUAGAAAACAUUGAAGGCUUACAUCAUCUCUAUGAGAUAUUCAAAAGCAUAUUCCUUCUCAAUAAAAACACUUUGUUUGACACAAUGUUUGCAGAUGACACUAUAUUCGAUGUUGUUGGCUGUCUGGAGUAUGACCCAAGUCUACCACAGCCCAAGAAACAUAGAGAAUAUCUACGGGAGCUAGCAAAAUUUAGAGAGGCCAUUCCUAUUAAAAAUCUGGAUUUGCUGGCAAAGAUACAUCAAACGUACAGAGUUCAAUACAUCCAGGACAUUGUAUUACCCACUCCCACAGUCUUCGAGGAUAAUCUGCUUAGCACAUUAUCUAGUUUUAUAUUUUUUAAUAAAGUAGAAAUAGUAAAACUUAUAGAAGAAGAUGAUAGAUUUCUGACAGAUUUGUUUAAGUUGCUAAUGGAUGAUAAGACACCAAACCCGAAGAGGAGAGAUUUAGUUUUAUUUUUAAAAGAGUUUUGUAAUUUUUCACAAAACCUUCAGCCGCAAGAUAAAGACGCGUUUUACAAAACGUUAGUUUCAUUGGGGAUCCUGCCAGCGUUAGAAAUUACAUUAGGUAUAGAUGACCAGAAGACCAAGACUGCGUCUAUAGAUAUAUUAACUUAUAUUGUGGAAUUCUCGCCCUCGGUAGUGAGGGACUACACGUUACAGCAAGCUAACAACACAGAAGAGGAGCACAUGCUGCUUAACAUAGUGAUAGAUCAGAUGCUUCGGGACCGUGACCCUGAACUCGGAGGUGCUGUGCAGCUGAUGGGGGUCUUACGUAUCCUUCUUGACCCGGAGAGCAUGCUAGCUUCGGUCAAUAAGAGUGAAAAAGCAGACUUCCUAAACUUUUUCUACAAACACAGUAUACAGACACUUAUAGCACCGUUACUACAGAACACAACGGGAGAGAAACCCCUCAGGGAAGACUACCAUACUGUGCAGCUACUGGGACUCGUCCUAGAAUUGCUCUCAUUCUGUGUCGAGCAUCACAGUUAUCACAUCAAAACUUGCAUAUUGAACAAGGAUCUCCUUCGCCGCAUACUGGUUCUUAUGCGAUCAACACACACCUUCCUAGUGCUGGGUGCUCUUAGAUUCAUGCGCAAGAUCACGGCGCUCAAGGACGAAUACUACAACCGGUACAUCAUCAAGGGAAAUCUCUUUGCGCCGGUCAUAGAUGCGUUCCUUAGAAAUAAUGGCAGGUAUAACCUACUCGACUCGGCUAUACUAGAAUUAUUCGAGUUUAUAAAACUGGAGGACAUCAAGUCGCUCUGUUCGCACGUUGUCGAGAACUACGGCAAGAUACUAGAAGACGUGGAAUAUGUACAGACGUUUAAAGCGUUGAAGACGCGAUAUGACCAGCAUCAGGAUAAACUAAAAGAGCGGGAUCGAGUGAGCGGCAGCGUCGGCGUCGCCGAGGCCGUGGUGCCGUCGCUGCUGCGCUCGCGCUACCGGCGCGAGGCGCGCGCGCCCGACGACGAGGAGGAGAUGUGGUUCAACGACGAGGACGAGCUGGACGACGACCCGCCGCUGGAGCCCCAGCAGCCGCAUCCGCAUCCGCAUCCGCACCACGCGCUCGACGCCAUCGGUAAAAUAGUAGAAAAGAAAGUGUGCACGAGUACAGAGAGCGCGAACGGGCCGAGCAGAGUUCUGCUCAACGCCUCGUCGCCCAAGCCGGCGCACACCGACGUUCAGGUAUCCGAGCCCAGAUUACUCGAUAAGGGCCUAGUCGACUACGACGGCGAUUCGGACGAGGAGGAAGAAGGCGCGGGCAGCGCCGGCGCCGAAGAGCGCGACGCCAAGCGGCCGCGCCUCGCGUAGUGCCGCA
Molecule: messenger RNA, 2574 nt
Organism: Cydia amplana
Lineage: Eukaryota; Metazoa; Arthropoda; Insecta; Lepidoptera; Tortricidae
Gene: flfl
Product: serine/threonine-protein phosphatase 4 regulatory subunit 3
Exons: 10
Coding region: 204-2567 (787 amino acids)
Biological process (GO): DNA damage response; protein dephosphorylation
Cellular component (GO): nucleoplasm; protein phosphatase 4 complex
Molecular function (GO): protein phosphatase activator activity
Source: RefSeq, a predicted model, not a curated record